AUGAGUUGUUGAGGGAUGCAAUGCUCCAUAGCAACAUCAGUACCAGCGGAGGAGCGCUGCAGCGGACGACCUGGGAUAAAUAUCCUGAGAAUAUCUGAUACAGGUGCUGCAUGCGGACAACAUGGACGACCAAAAGGAAUCACUGAAGAAGAUUAUCACUACGUUGGCUCUGAAGAAUGAGGAGAUUCAGAAUUUCAUCUGCUGCUUAAAGCAAAGUCUAGAGAACCUAGAGGCGAAUUCAAACCGAGUGCAGGAGGAUCUGGAGUCAGAGUUUAGUUCUCUGCAUGCCGUCCUGGAUGAACUGAAAGAGGGCAUGGUCACACGCAUCAAGCAGGAAAGAGCCAGUCGCACAUAUGAGCUACAGAAUCAGCUGAGUGCAUGCACCAAAGCCCUGGAGAGCUCAGAGGAGCUGCUGGAAUUAGCCAAUCAGACGCUCUGCUCAUCUGAGAAUGAGAACUUCACUCAGGCGGCCAAAGAGAUAAAGGAUAGUGUGACUAUGGCUCCAGCAUUUCGUCUGUCUCUGAAAGCAAAGGCCAGUGACAGUAUGAAUCACAUGAUGGUGGACUUCACUCACGAAAGAAGUAUGCUACAGGCCAUCACGUUUCUUCCAGUGCCUGCCACACCAGAAAUUCACGUGGCUGAAUGCCAGGUGUUUGAUAACACAGUCACAGUGGUGUGGACCUUACCUGAACCAGAUUCCAAAAUCGACCACUACAUUCUGGAACAUCGGAGAACCAAUCAUGACGGUCCUCCUCGGGCUCGAGAAGACUACCCCUGGAUGGUGGUGGAAGGGAUAAAAGAGACUGAGUACACACUCACGGGCCUACGUUUUGACACGCGUUACAUGACCUUUAGAGUGAAGGCAUGCAAUAAAGCUGUGGCAGGUGAAUUCUCAGAGCCGGUUACUCUAGAAACACAUGCAUUUGUCUUUAAACUGGAUGCAGGUUCGUCCCAUCAGAACCUGAAGGUGGAGGAUCUCAGUGUGGAAUGGGACAGCAGCGGUGGGAAGGUAGCAGUUCAGGACAUCCGUAAGGAGAAGAACAGGACCAGCUCUCCCAUGCAUUCUCCUGCCAGGACAGCUAUGAUGUCCCCCAAAAGAGCUCCAUCUGCUAGAGUGGGCCGAGACCGCUUUACAGCGGAGUCCUACACUGUCUUGGGAGACACCAUGAUCGAUGCAGGGCAGCAAUACUGGGAGGUACGGUUUGAUAAGGAGAGUAAGGCAUUUGCAGCGGGAGUCGCUUUGCGGUCUCUAGGCCGCUUUGAUCAGCUGGGGAAGAGUAACGCUUCCUGGUGCAUCCACCUGAACAACUGGCUUCAGCAGAGCCUCACAGCCAAGCACAAUAAUAAAGCCAGAACACUGGACUGCCCCAUUCCCGAUCGCAUCGGCAUUUACUGCAACUAUGAAGAAGGCACAUUGUCUUUUUACAACUCCAGAACCAAAACUCUCCUUCAUACCUUCAGAACCAAGUUCCAGCAGCCUGUUAUACCAGCCUUUAUGGUGUGGAAUGGGAGUUUCUCAGUGCAGACGGGCCUUCAGGUACCCAGCAUCGUGCUGAGCGGUCAGAAGCGAAACAGUAAUACAAGCAGCUCUAAUGCCAGCCUUACUUAAAUCAUACUUCACUCUAGAACUGCUACAUGUACACACAGGUUUGGAGAACACCUGGCAACUCUGACGCAACUCAGUGUUGUACUGGCGUAGCAAAGCCUGGAGGCUCUUCCUAUUAUCAGUAUGUCUUGCCAGCCAGCCCAGGGGGACAGCUGCUCUAGAUUGCUUCCUCAUUCCUUUUAGCUCACUGAUCCGGAUCCUGUGCCUUUCAGUGUCCUGAAUCAAGACAUGAUUGGGGUAUUACUCUAUUUUAACAUGCAAACAGCUUUAAUAGCCUUGAGUUCAUGUGUACAUCGCUAGGGCCAAAAGUUGUGUUAUGUUUUUUAGCAUUUGUUCACAGUAUUUGAGCCACAUUUGAACAGUUAUUUCCAUGCAAUUGCAGCAUGUUGGUGUUACCGUUUGAAAUCUCAGACAAACUGUAUUAUAUUUACACACUGAAUGUCUUUAAUUACAUGCCUCGAAUUCUGCUACAGUAGCUGCUUCCGUGAACUUUUUAAACUUACAGUUAGUAUCAAAGUAGCACAAUAAUCAUAGAAGUCAAAUGCCUUUUAUAGAAUGUAUUAAUUCAGCAGUUCCAGCAUCUGAGGAGAAAGAAGGCAAGUUUAAAAAAACAGUCGGUUGUGCAUGGUUAAUGAUGUGUGUGUGUUUGUGUUUAUGUGUGUGUGUGUGCGUCCAUGUUCAUCUGUCAACCAGAAAGGUACUUUUCAGUGUUCUUGAUGCAAAUAUUUACCAAACUUGACUUUUUUGUAUGCCUGCUGCAAUUACAUAUUACAGAUUACAGAAGACAUUCUGAUUUUUUGCCAUAUUUCUGUCCUCUGAAAAGAAUAGUUCAGCCAAAAAUGAAAAGUCUGUCUUCACAUCUGUUUUUCCCAAAACUGUGUGACUCUCUGGAACGCAAAAGAAAUUUUGAACAAUGCUGGAGCUUUCAAGCUUAGUUCACCCCAAAAUUAAAAUUCUGUCAUUAAUUACUCACCCUCACGUCAUUCCAAACCCGCAAGAUCUCGUUCAUCCUUGGAACAUCUUCGGAACACAAAUUAAGAUAUUUUUGAUGAAAUCCAAGUGCUUUCUGAGCCUGCACAGACAGCAAUGCAACUGACCAGUUCAAGGUCCAAAAAGUAGUAAGGACAUUGUUAAAAUAGUCCAUGUGACAUCAGUGGUUCAAUUAUAAUUUUAUAAAGCUACGAAAGUACUUUUUGUCCACAAAAAAACAAAAAUAGCUUUAUUUCAGUGCCCUCUGCCAUUCAUGAGAGUACAACAAUGUAGUACUCAAAAAAUCUUAAUUUGUGUUCCAAAGAUGAAAGAAGGUCUUACAGGUUUGGAACGACAAGACAUUUUUUGGUAAACUAUCCCUUUGAUAAAGGACAUAAAAACAGGCAAAUUGUCAUAAAAAUGCUCCAUAAGCCUACAGUUAAUGAUAAUCUUUUGAAAUAAACAGUCACUCAUUUGAACUCCAGAACCAAAUCAGUCUGAGUCACUGAAAAGAGUCGACUCAAAAGAACGAUUCAUUCAUGACCCAGAGAUCGCUACUAUCAUUGAGAGCAAGAGAAAAUUUCAGACUGUUUAUCACACAAAUAGUCUCGCGUAGCCAGACCUUCAUGGUGCGUUCACACCAGACGCGAAUGAAGCGUUAAACGCGAGUGAUUUACAUGUUAAGUCAAUGCAAAGACGCAAAAGACACCCUGCGGCGCGAUUCGCGCGAAUUAAGCGUUUCGGGCGUUUGACGCGCGUAACGCUUGAUUCGCGCAAGUUGAAAAAUCUUUGGCGAAUAUUCGCACAUAAAGCGCAGCUACCCUCUCAACAAAAUCCAUGUCAGCCAUAUAGCAAACAAGAUGGUUGGGUUGUUUUUAUGCUAUUUUUGAAUUCUUUUUGAAAGCUUGGUACUUGCAUUGGAAAAGAAAGUCAGAGUUUUAGAACAACAUGAGCGUGUAAUUAAUGACAGAAUUUUCAUUGUUGGCUAAUCUAAUAUAAUCCGCACUGCUUUUAGUUAAACACCUGAACAUUUUAAACAGUACUGUCUGAAACUGAAGUCACCCUGUAAAAAUGCUAUUACACUACCUGUUACGUCAAUAAAACAAAUGCCAAACAUA
Molecule: messenger RNA, 3693 nt
Organism: Labeo rohita (rohu)
Lineage: Eukaryota; Metazoa; Chordata; Actinopteri; Cypriniformes; Cyprinidae
Gene: fsd1
Product: fibronectin type III and SPRY domain containing 1
Exons: 13
Coding region: 122-1609 (495 amino acids)
Molecular function (GO): protein binding
Source: RefSeq, a predicted model, not a curated record